ACCGCCAAAGUGCCAAUGGCGUCUCCCAAACACCUAGCUCCGCUUCUCGCCCUGCUCCUCCUCCUCCCCUGCAUUUCCACCCCGGCCACCGCGCAACCCCUCGCCUCCUCCGAGGCCAAGGCGCUCUACCGCGUGCGCCGCCUGCUGUUCGCCCCGCCGGCGCUCGCCCCGCUAACCACAUCCCCGGACCCCUGCGCUCUCCGCCCCACGCCGUCCCUCACCAUCUCCUGCUCCGGCGGCCACGUCACGUCCCUCGCCAUCCACGGCGACCGCCAGCCGGACCCGAAAUGGCGCGGCGCGCUCCCCUCCACCUUCUCCGCCGACGCGCUCUUCACCACGCUCACCCGCCUCCCAUCCCUCUCCGGCCUCUCCCUCGUCGCGCUCGGCGUCUGGGGCCCGCUCCCGGGCGCCAAGCUCCUCCGCCUCGCCUCCCUCCACUCCCUCAACCUCACCGCCAACUACCUCUACGGCGCCGUCCCGGCCCAGCUCGCCCGCAUGAGCUCCCUCCAAACCCUCGUGCUCUCCCGCAACUGGCUCAACGGCACCGUGCCAUCUCUAACCGCCCUCGCCUCCCUCGCCGAGCUCGACCUCGGCUCCAACCGGCUCGACGGCGCCUUCCCGGAGGUCCCCGCCUCGCUCUCCACCCUCGUCCUCACCAACAACAACUUCACCGGCAACAUCCCCACGUCCAUCGCCUCACUCGCCCACCUCCGCUUCCUCGACGCCUCCCGCAACCGCCUCGCCGGCUGGAUCCCCCCCGCCGUCUUCGCGCUCCCCGCGCUGCGCCACCUCGACCUCUCCCACAACCAGCUCGCCGGCCAGCUCCCCCCCACCACGGCGUGCGCGGGGGCGCUCGACUUCGUCGACCUCUCCGCCAACCUGCUCGUCGGGCCGCGCCCCGCGUGCCUCAGGUCGCGCGCCGUGCUCGUCGCCGGGAACUGCUUCGCCGACGCCGCGCAGCAGCGCCCCAGCGCGUACUGCAGCCCCGCGGCGAUUGCCGCGUCGCUGCCGCCGACGCAGGGGAGCGGUGGCGGUGCUGGGCGGGGCGGCGGGGGUAAGGGCCGUGGCGUGGGGGUGGUUCUUGGCAUUGUCGGCGCCGUCGUGGGAGGCGCGCUGCUCGUCGCGCUGGUGUUGGUGGUGGUGCUGAGGAGGGCCAGGAGGCGGCACCGGCACCAGCACCCCGAGGUCAUGUACCUGCCCAAGUCGCCGUUGGUGAUGCCGGCGAAGAAGGCCGACGACGGGAAAUCUCCAGCUAAGGUGGCCCAGCACAAGAUUGCUACGACUGCCGAUAAGAGGCAUGCAUCACAGGCUGCAAGGGUAAAUACACUGGAAGUGCCAGCCUAUCGUGCUUAUACGAUGGAGGAGCUCCAAGAAGUAACAGACAACUUUGCUUCACCCAACUUGAUCAAGAAUAGUCCCCUUACACAGCUUUACAACGGCCAGCUUCAAGAUGGUUCUAGAGUCCUGGUGAGAUGUCUCAGACUAAAGCCAAAGUAUUCUCCCCAGAGCCUGUCGCAGUACAUGGAGAUAAUUUCUAAAUUCCGCCAUCGCCAUUUGGUUAGCAUCAUUGGUCAUUGUAUUGUCAAUGAUGAGGAAAAUCCUACUAUUGCUAGCUCGGUAUACCUCAUCUCUGAAUGCAUAACAAAUGGAUCUCUUAGAAGCCAUCUUACCGAAUGGAGGAAGCGCGAAAUGCUGAAAUGGCCACAGCGGGUUUCCGCUACCAUUGGUAUUGCGAGAGGGAUCCAGUUCUUGCACAACGUGACUGCCCCAGACGUUGUACAGAAUGAUAUCAACAUCGAAAAUAUUCUGCUGGACAAGACCCUCACUUCGAAAAUUAGUGACUUCAGUCUCCCGAUGAUAUCGAUCAGCAAGAAUGGCAAGAUAUGCUCAGAAAACCCUUUCAUUGUCCAGGAAGAAAACGACCACGGCAGUGCUCAACCUACAGAAAAAGGGGACAAGGACGACAUAUACCAGUUCGGACUAAUUCUUUUGGAAGUGAUCACAGGCAAAUCAACAGAAUCCCGGAGAGACCUGGAAUCCCUAAAAGCUCAGUUAAGCGAGGCCCUGGCUGAAGACCCAGAAUUGCUGAAAGACAUGGCCGACCUGACGAUCCGUGGCACAUUUGCGGUGGACUCUCUGAGUAAAGUGACCGAGAUAGCCCUCAAUUGCACGGCUACUGACCCCAGCGACCGGCCUUCCAUUGACGACGUCCUUUGGAACCUGCAGUACUCCAUGCAGGUCCAGGACGGGUGGGCGAGCAGCGAGAGCUUAAGCUUGAGCGUAAAAUCACAGUCGUGAACUGAAGGGUGCAAUGCUUUAUUUUUAUUUUAUCGAUGCACCUUCAUGGUGUUCUAUGGCUGGCCCUUGCUGUAGAAAACAUAAGCAAAUGUUGCUUGUUCUUCCCCGUAUAUAGAAGUGUUCUAUUUUUUGUCAUCGUCGUCAACUCCAGAUAUAUAAGCCCAGCUUAUCCUGACAUUGGAAUAUAACUAGCAGCUCUGCCAAAGGAAGAUGCUGUCUAAAGUUUUGUCUGA
Messenger RNA from Lolium rigidum, 2531 nucleotides. RefSeq names its product probable LRR receptor-like serine/threonine-protein kinase At1g14390. The record is from RefSeq and is a predicted model, not a curated record. Lineage: Eukaryota; Viridiplantae; Streptophyta; Magnoliopsida; Poales; Poaceae. Gene Ontology annotation, molecular function: ATP binding; protein binding; protein kinase activity. Gene Ontology annotation, biological process: protein phosphorylation. Bases 16 to 2298 code for a protein of 760 amino acids. The transcript is spliced from 7 exons.